Micropterus dolomieu (smallmouth bass) is the source of this 1635-nucleotide messenger RNA. It is a transcript of the gene p2rx3a, whose product is annotated as purinergic receptor P2X, ligand-gated ion channel, 3a. Bases 1 to 1224 code for a protein of 407 amino acids. NCBI's taxonomy places the organism in Eukaryota, Metazoa, Chordata, Actinopteri, Centrarchiformes, Centrarchidae. Gene Ontology annotation, biological process: response to ATP; monoatomic cation transmembrane transport. Gene Ontology annotation, cellular component: plasma membrane; nuclear inner membrane. Gene Ontology annotation, molecular function: purinergic nucleotide receptor activity; extracellularly ATP-gated monoatomic cation channel activity; ATP binding. The record is from RefSeq and is a predicted model, not a curated record. The transcript has 12 exons.
AUGGGCUUCUUCGUAUGGGGCUGCAUCACUGACUUCUUCACCUACGAGACCACCAAGUCUGUGGUGGUCAAGAGCUGGUGUGUUGGCAUCAUCAACCGGCUCGUACAGCUGCUCAUCAUCUCAUAUUUUGUGGGCUGGGUCUUCAUCCACGAGAAAGCUUAUCAGGUGACUGACACUGGCAUCGAGUCUUCUUUGAUGACCAAAGUGAAAGGCUUCGGUUACCAUCAGGACCAGGUGAUGGAUGUGGCUGACUAUGUCUUGCCCCCACAGGGUGCAGGUGUGUUCUGCAUCAUGACCAAACUCAUCAUCACCGAAAAUCAGGUCCGAGGAAGAUGUGCAGAGAAAUUUAAUUGUAGUACAGAUGAAGACUGUCACAAGGAGUUUGGCUCCGUCCGUUACAAUGGCAUAAUAACAGGUGUUUGCCUUAAACCCUCCAAUGACUCAAUGGGUCAGUGCGAGAUUGAAGGAUGGUGUCCAGCAGAGGACGACUCUGUCGAGAGCACACCGAUGCUGGAUGUGAACAACUUCACCAUCUUCAUCAAGAACAGUAUUCGCUUUCCACUCUUCAAUGUCACCCGAGGGAACUUUCCCACCACAAUGACGUCCGCACAGAUCAAGAAAUGUAUGUACCAUCCGGAUACGAACCCUUUCUGCCCCAUCUUUCGUGUGGGAGACGUGCUGCACUACACUGGACAGAACGUUUCUGCCCUGGCAAGAAAGGGUGGAGAAAUAGGAAUAAACAUUCAGUGGAAGUGUAACCUGGACCUGAACAUUGAAUACUGUGUACCAAAGUACUCUUUUACACGACUGGACACACCAUUUGCCAAGAAUGGCGUCUCCAGUGGCUACAACUUCAGAUUUGCCAAAUAUUUCAAGACAGAGAACGGGACUGAUUUUCGGACACUUCACAAAGCAUUUGCUAUCCGCUUUGAUGUUAUGGUCACUGGCAGUGCAGGGAAGUUUGACACAAUCCCAACACUGAUCAACUUGGUAGCUGCCUUCACCUCUGUUGGACUGGGUACAGUUCUCUGUGACAUUAUCUUACUGAACUUCUUGAAAGGGGCAGAUCAGUACAAAGCCAAGAAGUUUGAAGAGGUGUCGGAGGCUCAGAUAGAAGCAUCAGUGGCUCAGAGCCCUGGCAGCCAGCUGUCACUCAAGCCAGGUAUCAAGAGCUCCUGUGACUCUGGAGCUCUUUCCCUCGGUACCGCUGACCAAGUCAUCUGACUGACAAUAAUCUGAAGAAAUGGACAUUCCUGUUUUUCUUUUUCCCUUAUUGCCUCGCCUGUCGUCUUCACAAUUUCGCAACUACAAGCAGGAGUCAGAAGAAAAGAACUACAGCCUUGCAGCUCAUGACAAUAGCUGGCACACUGUAGCCUCCUGAUUAGCAACAAUCAAGUUCCCCUGAGAAGGAUUUAAGAUGAAAUUCAAUGAAUGGUCCACUCUUAGUAUAACUACAACUACAGUCAUUCAACGGAGGGAGGGAAACAACCAGUAGUAAAAAUGUUAUUUUAUUGUAAGCAGUUUCAUUUUACAAGACAUUUUACAACUUCUUAACUAUAACUGCAACCUCCAGUUUGUCUGGCAAAAUAUUAAAGCUCAAUAAAUGCUCUUCUCAUGUUCAGUUAGCUUUGCUCA